AUGUAUCUUCAACAAGAUUCUUGGAUAAGAAUUAUCUAUAGAGACCUCAAAGCAAGCAACAUAUCGCUAGAUACUCACAUGAAUCCAAAGAUAUCAGAUUUCGACCUAGCUAGAAGUUUUGGAGGGAAUGAGACUGGAGCUAAGACUGGUCGGGUUGUUGGAACAUACGGAUACAUGUCUCCAAAAUAUGUAUUGGAAAGCCUAUUCUCGUUAAAAUCAGAUGUAUUUAGUUUUGGAGAUGCACCAACCAUGUCUAUAGUAGUUUUUAUAUUGGGGAAUGAAUGCUUGUUGCCUGAAGCUAAACAACUUGGUUUUUUUUCACAGAAAGAGAUGUAUUUCAUGCCAAAAAUUCUACUAGAGGAAAUGCAGCCAACUCAUCAUAUGAAAUGA
Molecule: messenger RNA, 390 nt
Organism: Olea europaea var. sylvestris
Lineage: Eukaryota; Viridiplantae; Streptophyta; Magnoliopsida; Lamiales; Oleaceae
Product: G-type lectin S-receptor-like serine/threonine-protein kinase At4g03230
Exons: 3
Coding region: 1-390 (129 amino acids)
Biological process (GO): protein phosphorylation
Molecular function (GO): ATP binding; protein kinase activity
Source: RefSeq, a predicted model, not a curated record